Molecule: messenger RNA, 5008 nt
Organism: Condylura cristata (star-nosed mole)
Lineage: Eukaryota; Metazoa; Chordata; Mammalia; Eulipotyphla; Talpidae
Gene: MCTP1
Product: multiple C2 domains, transmembrane 1
Exons: 23
Coding region: 51-3047 (998 amino acids)
Biological process (GO): regulation of neurotransmitter secretion
Cellular component (GO): synaptic vesicle membrane
Molecular function (GO): calcium ion binding
Source: RefSeq, a predicted model, not a curated record
AAGGUGGAGAAGAAAGAGGAGGAGGGGAGAGGAGGAGCUGUGGGUGGAGGAUGGAGCCCCGGGCUACUGCAGCUGGCUCGCCCGAGCCUGCGGCGACGUCCUCCUCCUUCCAGGCCCGCCUGUGGAAGAACCUGCAGUUGGGGGUGGGCAAGAGCAAGGCCACCCGCGCGGGGGGUUCAGAGCGCCGCACUGCGGACACCCCGUCGCCCUCCCCGACUCCCCCCAGGGGCAGGCGGGACACCCUGACCGGCGUGGGUGGCGCGGGCAGCAGGUGGAGCGGCUUCAAGAAACGCAAGGAAGUGCUAGACCGCGUCUUCUCCUCCUCCCAGCCCAACCUGUGCUGCUCCUCCCCGGAGCCUCUCGAGCCAGGCGGCGUCGGCAGAGCGGAGCAGGGGUCCACGCUGCGCCGCCGAAUCCGCGAGCAUUUGCUCCCGGUGGGAAAGGGGCUGGCGGCGGCCGCGGGAGCAGCCGGAGCGACACCUCCUGGAGGACGCUCUCCGGACUCGGCUCCUUCUUCGUCCUCCGCCUCUUCCUCCUUGUCCUCUUCACCCCAGCCGCCCCCGAGGGGGGAUCGCGCCCGAGAUGAUAGUACCCAGCAUCGGGGUCCCGGGGCUCACUUAUGCCAUCAGAAGAGUUCCUCCUUGCCCGGCAACGCCUGCCUGGAGCAGCUUUUGGAGCCGCCGCCGCCGCCGCCUCCUACUGAGCCAGCGCCGAGCCCCCCGGAGCCCGGGACCACCACCGAGAAGGACGAGGAGGGCAGCUGCAGCCAGAAAAUAAAUACUGCUGGAACCAGUAAUGCAGAUGUCCCUUUGGGUGAUCCCGGAAUGUACCAGUUGGACAUUACAUUAAGAAGGGGUCAACAUUUAGCUGCCCGAGAUCGAGGAGGAACAAGCGAUCCAUACGUGAAGUUUAAAAUUGGAAGAAAAGAAGUUUUUAGAAGCAGAAUAAUACACAAGAACCUCAAUCCUGUGUGGGAUGAGAAAGCUUGCAUUCUUGUUGAACAUCUUAGGGAGCCACUGUAUAUAAAGGUAUUUGAUUAUGAUUUUGGACUGCAGGAUGACUUUAUGGGCUCAGCCUUUCUGGAUCUCACACAAUUGGAGUUAAACAGGCCCACAGAUGUGACGUUAACACUGAAAGACACUCAUUAUCCUGACCAUGAUCUUGGGAACAUUUUGCUUUCUGUCGUUCUUACCCCUAAAGAAGGAGAACACAAGGAUGUGACAAUGCUAAUGAGGAAGAGUUGGAAAAGAUCAAGUAAGGAACUCUCAGAAAAUGAAGUUGUUGGAUCUUAUUUCUCUAUGAAGUCUUUCUUUUGGAGGACAUACAGCAGGCCUGCUUUUCCUGUACCGGGCUUCUCCAGAGCAGAGUUUCAGAGUGCUUAUUACCAAAAUGCACAAUUUCAGGCCCAAAGUUUACGUCUGUCAGACCUACACAGAAAGUCACAUCUUUGGAGAGGAAUUGUCAGCAUCACAUUGAUUGAGGGGAGAGACCUCAAAGCCAUGGAUUCAAAUGGGCUAAGUGACCCCUACGUGAAGUUCCGACUUGGGCAUCAGAAGUAUAAGAGCAAGAUAAUGCCAAAAACUUUGAAUCCUCAGUGGAGAGAACAGUUUGAUUUUCAUCUCUAUGAAGAAAGAGGUGGAAUCAUUGAUAUCACUGCAUGGGACAAAGACGCUGGGAAAAGGGAUGAUUUUAUUGGCAGGUGUCAGGUUGACCUGUCCGUCCUCAGCAGGGAACAGACACACAAGCUGGAGUUGCAGCUGGAAGAGGGUGAAGGCCACCUGGUACUAUUGGUCACCCUGACAGCCUCAGCCACAGUCAGUAUCUCUGAUCUUUCCGUCAACUCCCUGGAAGACCAGAAAGAACGGGAGGAGAUAUUAAAGAGAUAUAGUCCCUUGAGGAUAUUUCACAACCUAAAAGACGUAGGAUUCCUCCAGGUGAAAGUAAUCAGAGCAGAAGGGUUAAUGGCUGCUGAUGUCACAGGUAAAAGCGACCCAUUUUGUGUAGUUGAACUGAACAAUGAUAGGCUACUAACACACACUGUCUACAAAAAUCUCAAUCCUGAGUGGAACAAAGUCUUCACAUUCAACAUUAAAGAUAUCCAUUCAGUUCUUGAAGUGACAGUUUAUGAUGAAGAUCGGGAUCGAAGUGCUGACUUUCUGGGCAAAGUUGCUAUACCAUUGCUGUCUAUUCAAAAUGGUGAACAGAAAGCCUACGUCUUGAAAAACAAGCAGCUGACAGGGCCAACAAAGGGGGUCAUCUAUCUUGAAAUAGAUGUGAUUUUUAAUGCUGUGAAAGCCAGCUUACGAACAUUAAUACCCAAAGAACAGAAGUACAUUGAAGAGGAAAACAGACUCUCUAAACAGCUACUCCUAAGAAACUUUAUCAGAACGAAACGUUGUGUCAUGGUGCUGGUAAAUGCUGCAUACUACGUUAAUAGUUGCUUUGACUGGGAUUCACCCCCAAGGAGCCUGGCUGCUUUUGUGCUCUUUCUCUUUGUUGUCUGGAACUUUGAGCUCUACAUGAUUCCACUGUUUUUGUUGUUACUAUUGACAUGGAACUACUUCUUGAUAAUAUCAGGGAAAGAUAACAGGCAACGUGAUACAGUAGUGGAGGACAUAUUAGAGGACGAGGAAGAAGAAGAUGACAAAGAUGACAAGGACAGUGAAAAGAAGGGGUUUAUAAAUAAAAUCUAUGCCAUCCAGGAGGUAUGUAUCAGUGUUCAAAACAUCCUAGAAGAAGUGGCUUCCUUUGGCGAGAGGAUAAAGAAUACUUUCAACUGGACUGUCCCCUUCCUAAGCUGGCUGGCCAUCGUAGCCUUUUGUAUGUUCACAAUCAUCCUGUACUUCAUUCCAUUGAGAUACAUUGUCCUUGUCUGGGGCAUCAAUAAAUUUACAAAAAAGCUUCGGAGUCCAUAUGCAAUUGACAACAAUGAACUACUUGACUUCCUUUCCAGAGUCCCUUCAGAUGUACAAGUGGUGCAAUACCAAGAACUGAAACCAGAUCCUACUCAUAGCCCAUGUAAAAGGAAGAAAAACAAUCUUGGCUAGCCAACUCCCAGCACUGAGCGGACCAGCAUCUGUUUGGGAAGAUAAAAGAAAAAGCCUUCAGCCUCAGCAGCAGUUCCUUUCUUUCUGCUUUUUAUUUAUUUUGCCUUUUUAUCAUGAUUGAGGGAAUUUGUAAAUAGUGUACAAAGGCAUAUGUCUUUGAAAAUAUACUUCCAUUGUACGGAAUCAAUUUGAUAAAGGUUUAAGUUACUGCUGUGUGAAAAGCUUUGUUAGCUGUGGAUAAUAAUACAAUACAUUGGAACAACAAAUGUAAGAAUGGUAGAUACAUACUGGAAGAUACAUACUUCUCUAUUACAUGUGGAAGAACCAGAAUAUUAGAUUAAAUGCUCACCUGUGCUCUGAUUAAAUUGACAUAAAAUGUGUCUAUUUGAUUUGAAAGGGUUUUUUUAAUGUAAUUUUUUUAAUGUAAAAAGUAAUCCAUUACAGUUUUCUACAUUUCAAAAGGGGAAGGAGGGGGACCCCAAAAUUGAAAAGUGGAUCAGAUGCAUUUCAAUUUUACAUAGAUUCUGACACCAGAUUCUGACAUUCAUUCCUGUUCAAAUUAUUUAGAUAUGACUAGGCUAAUUUUAAGCUAAUGAGUGAAGUUAUAUUCACCAUCUCAAGAGAUUUUUCCACAAUCUGAAAUCAACCCUGCAAAGAAAACUUUUAAAACAGUCUAUCAUUCCAUCUAAAAUCUUAAAUUCUCUACAGAACUACACACAAAUACUGCCAGAUUUAUAAAUGAUUGCCUGUAUGAAUUUUUCUACCUACCACUCUUGUAAUUUAUAUACUAAAUUAGAAAAUUAGUUCAGUGCAGUUCACUUAUCAAAAAUACAAUUAAAUCCAUAUUCUUUUUGGUGUUAGAUCAUGUCACUGUGCAUCUAAAAAUAUUUACUGCUCAAGUGCCCUCACAUAAAAAAUUAUCUGCUCUCUCAUUAGGAUAGUGAAAUGCUUUAAUAUAUAUUAUGACUUUUGUUAUUAGUGUGAAUUUUAACAUAGAGAGAAUGAAGUGUGCUAAGUCAUAUGCCAGUGUUUCAUCACAUUAUUUUAUGGAAAAAGUAAUCAUUCUUGGUAAUAUGAAUGCAUGAGAAUCUAUUUUGCAAAAUAAACUGCUUAUGGGAAGGGGGAAUUUGCCUUCAAAUAUCUUACCACAGAAUCUAUACUUAAAAAUUACAUUCCUAAGACUCUUAUGGUAGUUUUUGUACCUAACUCCCUACUAUAUCAAGGGGGUAUACCUCUGGAGUGAGAGAUACUCUAGUGAGAAUGUCCCUGAUUUGGUAAGGAAUUGAGCUUGGUUGAAAAUGCUGCAGACAAUGUUUUGCACUAAUUUAUUAUAGACCAGGGGUGGGGUAGGGUGAUGGUGGAGGUUAUGCUGGAAAAUGUAGAAAGCCAAAAGCAAGAAAUAUAUAUUUACUCUAAAAAAGACUUAAAAACUAUUACAAUUUAUUAAAAAUAAAUUUAAUCUCAUCAGAGCUGAUUUUUAAAGUAUUUUUUAUUUUAAAGCUAUGUUGUUAAAUACUGUUUCUUAUGACAGAACUCUUUUGACCUGUUUAUAUACUAUGCUUGAAAGAAUGUCAAUGAAAUUCCUUUCUACAGAAAGGCUUCAACCUCAAUAUGCUCUGUAUUUAGUGGAUCAUGUUUAUAAUGACAUGCUUACAUCUGCAUACCAUCACUAUCUGUUGCUAACACACAAUAUUCCAUGAUGUUGAUGUUAUUAUAGAAAGUUUAUUGAUGGGAUAAGUUAACUUUCAAAUAUACCUUGUAUGAGUUUUAUGUUCUCUGCUGACAUGUCUACUCAAAUGUCUACAAUCCUGAUGUUCUACAAUCUCAGAUGUACUUAGUGGAUAAUAACCAUUAACAGAUGACUUUCUUCUGUUUGCUUCAUUCUAUCAAAUUUCAGAUGUUCAGUUCAAUGGUAAUGUUGACUAUACAUUCACUACAUUAAAUAAAAACCAUCUUUUCUA